UAUAAAGCAAUUGACAAAUAGCGCACCGGCCGAUCCCCGAUCCUUUGUGAAACAACGAGGAUGAAAGUGAUUGCUUUGCUCUUGGCUACGGCGUGCCUGGCCCAUGCCACGCAGCCACCUACUCACACCGCCGACAAGGCAUACCUGAUUAAGCAGAAGAGUAUCUACGAGCUCUUCUGGCACAUCGAUCAGCCGACCAUCUACCAUCCGGAACUUUAUCAAACAGCUCGAUCCUUUAGCCUCGAAGAUAAUAUCGCUUCUUUCACAGAUCAGGCGGCGGUAACUGAGUUCCUGCAACGAUGGAAACACGGAAUGCUCCCACGGGGAGAAGUGUUUUACGGAUCUCAUCCUCAGCAUUACAAAGAAGCGAUUUGCUUCUUCCGUGUUCUAUAUUCCGCCAAGGAUUUUGACACUUUCUACAAUACUGCCGUAUGGGCACGCUUCCACAUGAACGAACAUAUGUACGCAUAUGUAUUAAGUACCGUAGUAUUACAUCGCCAGGAUACCAGAAAUAUUCGUCUGCCUCCGAUUUACGAGGUGAUCCCAUAUUACUUUUUCAACGAGGACGUUUUGCAUAAGGCCUAUCGUAUCGCGAUGGGCGACUCGCAAUCAGGUAUGAAGAAAACGGUUGGUGGUGUAGACUAUUAUUACAUUCCUUCCAAUUACACCGGUUGGCAUAUGGUUGGGGAUGAAGUGGCAGAACAAGAAAAAUUAAGCUACUUUACUGAGGAUAUCGGUUUAAACGCGUUCUACUUUAUACUAAAUCAUGACUUUCCACUCUGGAUGAAGAGCGUUCAGUAUAAUAUGCCCCAACACAUUCGCGGCGAAUUGUAUAUGUUCAGUCACAAACAAUUGCUUAAUCGUUACUAUUUGGAAAGAUUGUCCAACGAUAUGGGAGAGAUCAUGUACGUCGAUGUGAACAAACCUGUCGUUCCCGGUUACUACCCGAUGAUGCAUCAUCAUAAUGGAUUGCCAUUUCCGCAGCGUCCCGCUGAUUUCGUGGUUCCUCUUCAUGCACACAGAUAUGUCCAGGCCAUACAAGAUGUCCACACUCGCAUCUCUGAUGCCAUUGACAGAGGCUACGUCGUUGAUAUUCACGGCAAACACUUCGACAUUUACAACACUGUAGACGGUUUCAAUUAUCUUGGCAACGUAAUCCAGGGCAAUGCCGAUUCUGUCAAUCCUACAUAUUACGGACGUUUGGAUUAUUUAUAUAAGAAAGUCCUCGGCAUGACCCAUGUUCAUGUCACCAAGCACACGACAGUUCCCACCGCUCUCGAAUUCUUAACCACCAGCCUGAGGGAUCCCGCGUUCUAUGAAAUUUAUAAGAAUAUCGCCACUUACUGGAUGAGGUAUAAGGAACACAUGCCGAGCUACACGCAUGAGGAACUUGUUUUUCCGGGUGUUACGAUCGAAUCCGUCACCGUUGACAAACUGUUGACUUUCUUCGAUCACUUUGAAUCGUUGGUCAACAAUGCUGUAUCGGUGCGCAGUCAUAAGGAAGCUCAAUCUAUGUUGAUCAAAGCACGUCAGUAUCGUCUCAACCAUAAGCCUUUUACCUAUCACAUCACCGUCAACAGCAACAAGAACGUCAAGGCGGUCGUUCGUGUCUUCCUUGGACCCAAAUACGACGUUCACGGCCACGAACUGGAUAUAAGCGAGAAUUACAUGAACUUUAUGGAGAUGGAUCAAUGGACCGUUGACCUGAAAUCUGGAACCAAUAAGAUUGAGCGUAAUAGCUACGAGUCCAUCUACGUUGUUCCGGACGAGAUGCCAAGCGAGGUUCUGUACAAGAAGAUGGUGAAAGCUAUCGAGGGUGGCGAGACUUUCAAUUAUCCAGGCCAGCUUUACGGUUACCCUGAUCGUUUAAUACUUCCUAAGGGCAAGAAGGAGGGUAUGCCGUUCAAACUCUUCGUGAGCGUGUCACACUUUGAUGAGACGAAAGGCACGAAGGUGGAUUCUCCCAUUUGGGGUUCAAACGUAAUGGACCAUCGACCAUUGGGAUAUCCGCUCGACAGACCGGUUCACACCUUCAAUUUCACCGUACCUAAUUUCCACAUGAGGGACGUUCUGAUUUUUCACAAGCAGGCGGAAGAAUUGAACCUCACCGUAUAAAGCUUAUCUGCACAUUACCCCGCUAAUACUGCGAUGAUUUUACUCAAAUGUAAAAAUACGUUGCGACUUACAUACUUUGUCUACUUAUAUAAUUAUUUAACACAUGCGUGUUCGCUGGAACAAGCACUUGGAUCGCGCCACGCUAAUUGAGAAAAGAGAUAUAUAUAAAUAAGAGAAAAAAUGCGCGUACAAUAAUUUUUCCGUCACCGAGUGUUUUAUGUGCAUGUAAUCGUCCGAUGUGACAUAAAUUGCACCUAGCUGAAAUAAAUUUAAUAGAAUCUCUCA
Molecule: messenger RNA, 2400 nt
Organism: Wasmannia auropunctata (little fire ant)
Lineage: Eukaryota; Metazoa; Arthropoda; Insecta; Hymenoptera; Formicidae
Gene: HEX70b
Product: allergen Cr-PI-like
Exons: 6
Coding region: 61-2115 (684 amino acids)
Source: RefSeq, a predicted model, not a curated record